Plasmodium gonderi is the source of this 5055-nucleotide messenger RNA. RefSeq lists its product as hypothetical. NCBI's taxonomy places the organism in Eukaryota, Apicomplexa, Aconoidasida, Haemosporida, Plasmodiidae. The coding region runs from base 1 to 5055 and encodes 1684 amino acids. The transcript is spliced from 5 exons. The record is from RefSeq and is a predicted model, not a curated record.
AUGCGUGUUCAGAUUUUCCUCCUCUUGCUGCUGAAAAUAUUAGCAGCGAAUAAGAACGAGAAAUGCAUAGGAGAAAAUGUACAUGAUGACUAUCAUCAUGACAAGUUGGAAAAAAAUAGUCCUCUAUUGGACAAUGAGAAUACGUCCUUACAAAAUGACAAAAAUUAUAAAUACCUUGUUGAAACAUCAAGAAGAAAUAAUAGGGUGGUGUGUGUAAAAAAAGAAUACAAUGAUUUGAUACAGUAUGUUCAUGAUAAUGAUUGUGACCCACAUAACACAUUUAGCUUCUCCUUCAAUUCUACAUUUAAAUUUGAUGAGAAAUUUUAUUUUCGUUAUAAAAAAAACAAAGAAUCUUUUGUAGAAAAGAAAAUCAGUCCCUAUAUGGCAGUUGGGUCUUGUAUAAAUUGCUUGUUCUUGGAUGAAAUGAACUUUUUAAGUAUAUAUGGAUAUACUUUCAUAUAUGACAAGUCUGAUGAGACAGAGCAAAAACAAUACUAUGAACAAAUCAUUGACAUGCAUUACACACAGGAAGGAAAAGGAGAUAAUCCCGAUGUAGAUAUCACGAGAGAGGAUGUUCAACACUAUUCCACAAUCAGCUAUAGUUAUCUCUAUGAAAAAGGUGCAAAUGGGAAUGGUAACUCACACACAAAGGAAUCAAAUUAUGGAAAUAAAAACAAUAUGUUGGAAUUCGCAAGGGACAUGCAAGAAAAAAAUAGAGAUUCUUUCUUUUUCGACAUUCAAGAAAAUUUAAUACUAGAAAAUUUUCUACGUGAUAAUAGGAUACAUUAUGCAUAUGACGAAAUAGAGGGAAAUGAAGGUGGAGCUGAGACAAGGGAAAAAAGUAGACAACCAAAUGAGUCUCAUACUUUGACAAUCAGUGACGAUUCUUUGGAUGAAAAAAUGGUUGACAAUUUUUUUACAAAUCUGAAAAUGGACACAAGUGGAGAAAACGACGAGUGUAUAAAAUCUGGUGAUUGCAAAGAUUCUGGUGAUUGCAAAGAUUCUGGUGAUUACAAAGAUUCUGGUGAGUGCAAAGAAUCUGGUGAGUGUAAAAAAUCUGAUGCGCACAGCGAAGGUGACAAGCGUGAGAAGAGCGAACCAGAAAGAGGGAAUAAAAAAGUUGUGCAGGUAGAGAAUUUAUCAAAUAUAAGAUUUGAUGAAAAAAAAUGCAAUAUAGUCCGAAAAGACAUAAAUAAAAAAAAAAUAUGGAGUGACAUUAUAUUUGUUAACUCAUUUACAAAUUUGAACAUUUUGUCUCAUAUUGAUAAAUAUGAAGGAAAUUAUCAUGAAUUAAAAUACUUUUCAUUUCAUGAAAAGUAUAAAAAAAGAAAAUUAAAUGAUUUGAUAAGAACAACACUAGAUUUAAAUAAUAAAAAAUAUUUGCAAGAUAAUAAUGUUUUUAUUUUAAUUGCAAAUGAUGAAAUAAAAUUUUUGGAUGAAAUCAUAUUUUGUAGAAACAUUUAUAAAAACAACUCUUUGUCCAUUCCUUACAUUAAGGAUAAAAUUGUCAGAGAAAAAUAUGAACAAAUAAAACACAUAUAUAUGUCGUCUGACAAUGGAGAUGAUAACCAGGUUUUUCUCAUUAAAGUAUUGUACUAUGAUGAUGAAAUAAGUUUAAUUUUACUUGAUCAUAUAAGGGGACUUGGGGACCCCAUGAAACUGUCUAUUCCGUUUUUUUUUCUUGUUUCUCAUGAUUACCUUUCUCAGUACACUCAUUUUUUCAUGAAAGACAAUUUGAUUGGCUGGAUCAGGGAGGGAAAAAUGCUUUUCGUCACGGCCAUGAGAAGGAUCUUUUCCUACCUUCAGGAGAGCGUGAUGCACUCGAAAAAGACUUACGACGUUCUUACGGUCGAAAAUAAAAUAACUUCAAACAUAUAUCUGUUGUACCUUAGCCACAAGAUUUUUAAGUAUGUACUGUUUGGGAGAUAUAACCCCAUGAAGGAUUAUUCACUGCAUAAAAGCAUACCAUUCGAGGCAGUACUUCUGAAUCUGAUAAGCACAUUUACACACGAAGAGUUAACAUGUUAUAAAAAAUAUUUCACAAAGAUAACAAAAAAAGAAGUAAAUAAUUUAAAUGAUCCUAAAAAAAUUAGUCGCAUGGAUGUAUUUGACAUUUUUGUCAUUCCAUCAGUUAAUUAUAUCCAAUUUCAGAAGGUCUUAUCAAAACUGUUUAAGGCUCUAUUUGAUUGUGGGGGAAAACAUAUUUCUAAAUUAUUAAAAAUUGUCACAAUGAGAUCACAUUACGACAUGCUUUACAACUUCAAUUGCUACAACUAUCAGUUGCAUAGCUUCUUGAUAAAUCUACUAGAUUUGCACGAAUAUUUUUAUGAGUAUACGGAUCUCAACUCCUUGUUCAAGGAUAGUCAGAAGAUAUUGCUUCAUUUGGUGAAGCUGACUCUGGAUGAAAUGUACAAUCUGAUUCCAUUCAAUGAAAACAAACAGCUUGUCAAGUACCUCAUUGUUAUCCUUUACUUUGGAAACGACAUAUUCUGCUUAGACAAAGAAAAUUCCAUAUAUAUACAAUUGAUUUACGAAUUAAGACAUCUGAACAUACAUCAUGCCAUACUAGUGGCAUACCUUUCUGGAGAAAAACCAGGAACUCUAUGUUCCAUCGAAAGUAAUUUUCUAGCUGAUUCGUAUGAAAAUGAAAGGAGGAAUGUUAACUCUAACGCAUACCUUAAUUCACAUUCAGAUGAAGAUGUAAACUCCAUGUAUAAGUACAUCACAUAUGAAGACGAUAAUACAUAUCUAAAACAUUCAUAUACACAUAAAUGGAACGUGGUAGAUCUGACAACAGCAUUCUUAAACAGAUUCGAUAACAAAUAUUUUGGAGAUUUUCACAUGAUCAUAAAAUCAGAGAAACAUUAUGCCCUUGGAAUAUUUUUAGUCUCUUUCAUGGCAUCAGUUAUAUUUAUCGUGGGGGAAUUGAACAAAAAAUAUAAGAGGAUAUACAUCUAUAGAAUAUUUAAAAAUGUGUAUGUAAAGAAUUAUACACACAAUAUCACUAAAUAUUACACUUUUUGGAAUGCCAACGUGUAUGCAUUUGCCCAAUAUGAGCCUGAGUGUGUUCUUCUCUUCAACAAGUAUAAGUUGUACGAGAAGUAUAACUUAAGGGAUACCUUACAGGGAGAGCCACAAAAAAGGGCAACCAUACAAUCGGAAGGAGCACUACAUCCAGGAGGAGCUGUCCAACUAGAUGCAGAGCACGAAGCGAAAUUUCCUUCUAAUGGGAAAAAGCUGAAAAAUAGCGAGGAACUAAUAAGAGAAUUUUCCAGCCAAGAGAAUAGCUGUCUGUGCUAUGAAAACAUGAUCAACAAAUCGAAAGGAGAAUUUGUGGUAAGCGAAUACUUACAACUGAGACAUAUAUUUAUGAAGAAAAUAAAAAAAAAGGAAGGGAAAAAAGAAUUAUACGAGAAAAUGGUAAAUUACAAUUUUUUUAAUGAUCCAUUGGAAAUAUCAUAUAAAACUAAGAAAUUUGAAAAAGAGAAAUUAAUAGACAUAUGUAAAGACAUGAAAUUUGAGAAGAAUCAUUUAUGCAUGUUUCACAAGUCCAGAAUAAUAUUAACGUAUUUAUAUUUAUUAACAACAUGGCCAGAAUAUACAUUUUAUGUAAUCAGCCCAUUAGUAUUUAUAAAGCCAAAAAAAUACUGCAACCAGUAUGACAUCCCACUAGUGCUAAAUAAUAUAUUAAAAAAUAGAAACUUUUUUAAAAAAAGUUCCAAAAUUUGUAUUAAUUAUGCAUUUGCUCAUUUCAUAACAUCAGGAAAUAAAACAAAGAAUUUUAUUGUUACAGCUAAGAUAAGUGGAACAAUGGUAAAUGUCAGUAGAAAUAAUUUACUUCUAUUACUACCAUUAAGCAAAAGAGUAGAUAUACUAGAUCAUUCAAAGAAUAAUGAAUAUGAUAUUAAGGAAGAAAUUUUGAAUGAAUAUUUCAUCUUAGGUAAUCCAUAUAUCCCAAUUCAUAUCAUUUCUUACAAUUUCAAUGAUUAUGAUAAGAUAAAAAAAAAUGAGCAUAGUACAAUAGCAGGUGCUUUUAUAAAACGACAUGAUAGUAAUUUUCUUAUUUAUAACAAAGUGACCAAAAAAAUUGAUAAAAAUAAUAAUAUCGGUUGUUCAGAAAAUCAUGCAUUCGAAUUUAAUGGUAAGAAUCUCUGCUUUUGUGACAUAUUAAGAAAUAAUCACAGCGGACAAAACAAUAAUUGUGUUUAUCCAUUCUGUGAACAGGGCAAACGAUUCUGCUACUUAAACGAAAUAUGCGUUAAUGGGAAAUGUGUCUGUAUUGAUGGAUAUUCAAGAAAUCCUAUGAGUUCUUUAUGUGAAAAAAAUAACGAAUGUAUUUUAUUUGGAGGAUCAUCUAAUUGUAAAGAACCUGGAAAAUGUGUCUUAGCCAAAAAUAGAUACGUAUGUUUAUGUCCCUAUCCCUAUGUUAGAGUUUUGAACAAUUGCUUACACCCUCUGAAAGGCAUAAAAAUAGGAUUACGCAUUUUUAACAACUUUGAAUAUGAUUUUUAUAAUGAUGAAGAUGAUGCUUCCAAAAAGGAAAAAUUCUACACCGACGUUUUUGGGUCUAUGUCUGAGUACAUCAAGGAAGUUGUCAAAAGUAUCGUAGACCCCCGUUUGACCUCGCGCAUAUACGUGAAACCAAUACAAAAACUGAAAAACGGAAUCAAGGCAACCAUAAUAAUUAGCCAAAGGAAUGAACCCGAUGAACCAACACCCAACGAAAUGUUUAACAUUUUUUUAAACCAGUUAGGAGAUUCUACAUCUAUCCUAAAUAAUGGAUUUUAUUCCUACUUUGCUCGAUUCACAUACAUAGAAUACGUGAAAUCUUUUUCAAAAGACGAGGGGUUCUCCACAUUUUACGAACAAUUCUUUAAAUAUCUGCCAAAUUUUUUCGUACAAUUUUUUGAAGUAGAUGUUUUUAAUGACACAUCUAUAAUUGCAUGCAUCAAUUUUUUAAUUCUAAUUAUUGUCACUAUUAUGUUACUCUUUUACUUUUCCUAUUUGUUGAUCAAAACUAAAUUUUCUCGAGAUCUCCCCACGAAGGACUUUUAG